CAAAUAACAAAGCGAUACGUGGGUAUUAAUAUAUUGGCAAACACUUGAAUAAAGUUUAAACCUAUACAUAAGGCGAUCUUCCGGGUUUGUUUUUAGUGCCUACCAGGAAUAACAUGGCUUCAAAUUUGGCUGUGACGCAAAGGGGUCAAUUCAGUGAUGCAUUGUACCAGAUGCAAAAUCAAGAGCCAGGGCCAUCGUUUCAACAAAUACAACCUGAUGUGACCCCUAAGAGUGACGAGCCACUAAAGAAAAAGCGCUGCAUGAGUCUGAAGUACCUGGCGUUCAGCAUAGUGGUGUGUGGCCUGUUAGCAGGAGUGAUAGUAGCGGUUGUGUUUGGGAAAAGAAAUCUGAAAUAUGACAAGCAACCACUAGGGGGCGUAAUAUCUACUGAAAAACCUAAAGUUGAGUGUCCGGAUGUGACGAACAUAACCCACGGCAAGAGCAUCGUGUUCGAGUGCGACUUCUCCCAAAACCGCGGCGUUAAAGCUGUAUGGGACAAUUUAGACUGGCCAAGAACUGAGGUCGAUUACCCACCUAGUCAUGUGAACAAGUCGGACUUAUUGUGCAACAAACGCGACUCUGGUUUCGUCAUGAGAUGCGAGUCCGAUAGCGUUACCAAGGCAUCGUGCUCCAAUAAUGGGCAGAUAACUCUGACACUGAAAAGCAAAACAGGAUUAGAUACGUAUUCCACGUCGUUCGCGAUGAGUUUGCAAGAGGGUAUUAUCAACGCGUCAACGCCGAUUGCCAAUAACGUGUCUGGAUCCGUUGUGGUAGGAUGUAGAGCAAUCGGGGUUUGCAAGUCUUACCAGAUGCAUUUCUACGCGUAUGAGAAUGACACCAAGAAAACAAAAAUUGACGGACCUCAGUUGAACUGUGAAAGCUCUUUUAAUAAUGCCAACGGCUAUACGAUCGCCUGUAAGGACGAAAUUAAGGGCGACGACAUUCGUAAAGGCAUAACAAAGGUCACGUGCGCUUUGACGGAUGGUAUGGAUGAAUCAAUAACACAGGAGACGGAGAUUAAGUUUCCCCUAUGUUGCGAAAAGAAAGCCCAGUCGGCAAUAAACUGCGCGGCAGACUGCAGGAACUGCACCGACAGUUGUCCUUACUGCAACAAAGACAUCUGGUGUCGACAUGGCACAAAUGAAUUUAUCACGGGAAAGAAUUCAUCAUUCGAUAUUUGCGAGGCCAUGAACACUUUAAACUGUACACCUUACGGAGGUUGAACGAACUACACUUUACACCAAAGUGAAAACCAGCAUUUAAUUAAAUUGCUCACUUUUUUAUCUUUGAUUUUGUUAUUGAAACGUUUAAGAUUUUGUCAGGUUUGUAAAUUAAUUUAAUAAAUGCAAAAAUAUUAAUCAUGAAAUGUACAAAAUCACAUAAGUUUUUAAUGCAUCAUUUGCCAAGCUAUCAGUGAUUGUAUAAUACGUGUGAUACAUAUUGUGUCGCCAACAACCAUUGAUUAUUUAUUUUCGAGCUAUUUUCGUGUCUAUCUGUGAUUUUAGCGCUGUGAUUUGUCUUGUGAAAAUGUACUUUUUAUCAAUACAAAAAAACAAUGUGUUUUAGUACAAGUU
This is a messenger RNA of Dreissena polymorpha, 1574 nucleotides long. RefSeq lists its product as uncharacterized. NCBI's taxonomy places the organism in Eukaryota, Metazoa, Mollusca, Bivalvia, Myida, Dreissenidae. The coding region runs from base 114 to 1223 and encodes 369 amino acids. The transcript is spliced from 11 exons. The record is from RefSeq and is a predicted model, not a curated record.